Messenger RNA from Zea mays, 1512 nucleotides. Its product is annotated as probable LRR receptor-like serine/threonine-protein kinase At3g47570. Gene Ontology annotation, cellular component: membrane. The transcript has 3 exons. Gene Ontology annotation, molecular function: protein kinase activity; ATP binding. The record is from RefSeq and is a predicted model, not a curated record. Lineage: Eukaryota; Viridiplantae; Streptophyta; Magnoliopsida; Poales; Poaceae. Gene Ontology annotation, biological process: protein phosphorylation. Bases 230 to 1375 code for a protein of 381 amino acids.
UCAAGCAACGACCGCGCAGCUGCUAACUGGCGAGUUUGACGGACUCAGGGUCCUCGCUGCGUGGACGUAAUAGCGCUGUAAAACUGUUAUUAAAUCCCUGAUGCCUCCUCUGCCCGCAGAGCAUCCAGCUUGAAGUUUCGAACUCCCAGUCUCCCACUAUUAGCAAGCAAAACCAAGCGGAUCAAAAGGACGUACUUCCUGUGGGAAGAGAGGGUUGUGUGGAGGAGCCAUGGGUUUGGAUACGCCUUCAUGCCAUUUUGACUCUAGAAGAGCAACAAUUGUAUGCUAUUUGGCUAAACUAUUGUUCCCAAUAUCUGGGUUCACAUGCCUCCUACUGCUUGUCUACGUUUUAUUCUUUAAGAAGAAGACUUCAAGAAGAGCACAUCUACCGCAACUUUCUUUUGGUGAGCAUUUUGUGAAAGUUACUUACAAUGAUCUAGCCCAAGCAACAGGCGGUUUCUCAGAAUCCAACUUGAUUGGAAGAGGAAGCUAUGGAUCGGUUUACAGUGGGAAAUUGAUGGAAAUUAAGAUUGAAGUGGCUGUCAAGGUUUUUGACCUUGAGAUGCAAGGAGCGGAGACAAGCUUCUUGGCAGAGUGUGAAGCGCUAAGAAGUAUUCAUCAUCGAAAUCUUGUUUCCAUCGUAACUGCAUGCUCAAGUAUAGAUAUGACAGGCAAUUCUUUCAAGGCUUUAAUUUAUGAGCUCAUGCCUAAUGGGAACCUGGAUAAAUGGAUACAUCCCAAAGGUGACGAGACAGUUCCAAAGCGUCUAAGCUUAACUCAAAGAAUUGCAGUUGUCGUCAAUGUAGCUGAUGCAUUGGAUUACUUACACCAUGACUGUGGAAGGCCCACUGUCCAUUGUGACUUGAAGCCGAGCAACAUCCUUCUCGAUGACGAUAUGAAUGCUCUCUUGUCAGAUUUUGGCAUUACACGUCUCUACGCCAAUCCUCAGUCAAUUUGGGCAGGUUCAAUUAGUUCGAUCGGUGUUAAGGGGACAAUUGGUUAUAUCCCUCCAGAGUAUGGAGGCGGUGGCCCUGUAUCGACGUCCGGGGAUGUUUAUAGUUUUGGAGUGGUGUUCUUAGAGAUUUUGACAGGUAAAAGGCCAACAGAUCCUAUGUUCACCGGGGAACUAGACAUCAUUAGCUUCGUCAAGAACAAUUUUCCGCAUCAAAUAUUUCACAUUAUCGAUUCACAUCUUGUGGAAGAAUGCGAGCAUUUAAUUCAGGACAAUAAAGUAACAAACGACGAAAUGUACCCAUGCCUGGUGGCUCUACUGCAAGUAGCACUUUCUUGCACGCGCUCAUCACCAUCUCAACGGUCGAACAUGAAGGAGGUAGCAAGAAAACUGCAUGCAAUCAGGACGUCACAAAUUGGAUAGAAAUCCAAGUAAGAUUAGGUGUACUCCCUCGACUAGGAUCGUAAAAAUGUACUCUAGCGUAAAAAUAAGUGGUGUUCAUCUAGUGUGUGCAUAUACUUCAAUUGUACAAAAAUAUAGAUGCACCUAUACUUUGUGAA